UCAUCUGUUUCAGAAACCAGCCGGGGUAUACCUGUACAGCAGGCACAACACGGCCAGGUCCAAUUGACAGGAAUUUUGGAAAGACUUGUUCCAUUCCCUGGUUUAAAAACCGCUACUACGAAUAAAAGUGCAAAUCCCAGAAGAAAACGCAACGUGUUGUUUCCCACUGGAGUUAAAGUUUGUUCGCAUGAAACUGUUCAACAGGCAUUAACAAACCAUUUGAAAUAUUUCAAACUCAGAGUAUGCCAAGAAACAGUGUGGGAGGCAUUUAAGAUCUUCUGGGACCGAUUGCCUGAACGGGAUGAGUACCAGCGCUGGAUGAAGCUCUGUGAGGACGGGACUGUGAGCGUGUUUGAAAUCGGCACCAGCUUCAGUCAAUCUGAGGAGCACCUUCUUCUGGUCCAGAAUCAACUGUCGUUGAUGUCACAAAACAGCACACAUCCAACAGCCUCUAUGACUGAACUGGACAAUGCUACUCAAAGAGACGUAGCAGCAAACGUUUCAACCCCACAGAUGGUCUCCGUUGAAGCAAUCCCAUCCAGUGAAGACAAUGUAAAUGAGGAAACUGAAAGUAGUAUCACGAACAAGAUCGAAGAUGUCACAGAGAGGACAGUGAGGCCCCUUGCAGAGCAGGUGGUGGAGCUCAGUAUUCAGCUGACGGGAGAGAGUUACAGCAAGGAUCUGGAGAACCCUGACAGCGUCCGCUUCCAGGAUCUCACUAAGCACUUCAUCUAUGAGAUUCAAAAUGCUUUUCAAAGGUUGCCAGGGUUCAAGAGUGUGAAUGUGAUUGGAUUUAGGCAGCUACAGGACCCAGAGAGUGUUAAUGCAGUGGUGGUUCAUUACGGAGUGAUCUUUGAAGUGGGCACUGGGGGAAUCAGCAACGAGACCCUGGACUUUAUUAACCUGCACUCCAACAAGGUAGAGGAGCCCUACCCAGAGCCAGAAGAGAGCCUCACUGUGGUCUACACCGUCACUGACCUCCGCAAUUACAUCGCUGAGGCCCUCAGCAAGGAAGCCAUCAUUGGAAAUGCAACUUUAGCUGUGGAUCCAGACUCUCUUCAGCUUGCAAAUGAGGAUGGAUCUCUUAAGGAUUCAGAAACCACAGACCCAACAGAAGAACCACCAGGAAGCAUGGAGACUAUUCUGGCAGCCGAGAGACCUACCUAUGGCUCUUCCUUUGAACUGAACAAAAAAGACGUGUUUGUGAAUGGUUACACCACAGAUGACAUCCACUUUGACAGUGUGGACCUGAGUGACCUGUGGGUGGAGACUAAGACUCCUGUUGCUGAUGAGAAUGAUGUCAUAGUGCUGGAGGAGAGCUCCAGUUCUGCAUCCCCGUUACCCACAGACCCAACUAUCGCAGAGCCCACCUCAGGAGUAGACAGUUCUGUCAUUACAUCCCUGCCAGGCACAGAGGAUUCUGAAAAUAUAGAAGAAGAGGGCUUCCUUUUCAGUAAUACUGUAGUUACUCUGAAGACACCCACAUCCAGUCCAGUGAAUGUAACCCCAUACACUGUGCUCAACAUUGAAAAUCCAACCACUGUUGCUCCAUCUCCUGCAACUACCCAAGCUGAAGAACCAGCUGUGCGCACAUCCAUGACAGAAACCCUGGUAACAGUAGCUCCAGAGAGUGGAUUAAAUGAAGGAGCAGAAAUCACGGAGUCCUAUAUCCAUACUACCCUUCCAAACCAGAAACCAGAGGCUCCGAUAAAUACAACUGAUGAGAUUCCCUUACUUGACAGCACAUAUUCCACAAAUACAUCUGCCUCUGAUGCAGUGCCCACUGAAAGUGAGACAGACGUACCAGCCAUGGUGUCACCCUCACAAGAUCCUCCCACAUCUUUGCCAACAGAUGAAGCUUUAAUUGUUACAACAGAAAGACCCAUGAUGGUCUCUCCUUCACAAUAUCCCACCACACCUUUUUCUUCAGAUGAAGCUUUAGCAGUUGAAACAGAAAGUUCACUCAUGGUGUCUCUAUCUCAAGAUCCUAUCACACUUUUGUCACUUGAUGAAGCUUUACCAGUAACAACAGAAAAGACAGCCAUUGCAAGCAAUCAGUUAUUUGAAGAAGGGUCUGCUUCUGGGUUCUUCCACUCUGGACAAGCGGCAGGCGCUGAGGUUUGGCCUUGGGUUCCUGUGACACCUGAUCUUAUUUCCUUGUUAAGUACAAAUGAGGAACCCAAAGAGAAGUUAAUUCCUGAUUACAUCAUUGAUCCCCCAGAUUUUGUGGAUGAGAAUUUUAAUGAUGUCACGCCAUUAACUGAGGAUUCAUAUAUUGAUUAUGAACCCCCAAACAUUGUAUUUAUUAACAACAGAACAUGCAGUGAGAACUUAGGUAUGCAAAAAGAGCUUUUGGACAGAGUUAUUACCACUGAGGAUAUAAGGAAUAAGCCUCACUAUACUACCACUAAUAUAGCCCCUGUUUUUUUGACAAUGGAGACGUUAACAGUGGAGCUCUCCAUGCAGACCUCAGAGGCUUCUGGUAGUUAUGACUACUAUGUGAGUGAGCCAAUCACCAUGCUCACCCCAAUCACUGAUAAUGCUCUCCCUAAUGCACUGGAGGAACACACUACCAUAGCUUAUGUACUUGAAGGACCUUCUGCUAGGGGGCAACAAUUUGUCACAGUCGGAGAUGCAUUUAGCAAUGAAGAAUUAUUGGAAGUAGUGCCAACAACAGAGCUGACUACUACAGAGAAACUUCCAGCACAGUCAGUCGCCAUGGGUCCCAUGGUCACCGCACAUCCUACUCCAGGGGAACCACUCACAGAGCUAUUUAAUAGAGAGGAGGAAGAAGCAGAUUCACUCACUCUUACCCAGAGAGUUACAGAGACAUCUACAUUAGGCUUAUACAUGGGAAACACAAUUACAGAAACAUUCACAGUUGGGGAAGCCAUUGUAGGACUGAGCACAGAAGAGCAACCUCACAUAGAGCCAUUCAGUAGAGAUGAAGACCAGAUGGGCCUGAAAAUACCCAUCAAAGAACAAGUCACAGUCACAGAAUCACCAGUAACAGGCAAUCCCACCAUCGACUUCUCAAAAGAAGAUCAACUGGCAUUGGAUUUGUCUGACUCACAUACUCUUACUGUAGACUUGACAAGCAAAGAGACACCAGUCAUGGAGUUAUUUAGCACUGUACAACCAACCACAGAAUCCCCCAAUGAUGAAUCACCUUUCACUAAACACUCAGCCAUUCCCCAACCAAAUGUAGAAUCUGCUACCGUGCUAUCUGUGCUGACGGAACCUCCAGCUAUAUUCCAGUAUGUACCUACACAAACUACACUGUUCGUACCAGAUAAAAUGUCUACAGCAGACAAUGUGUUUACGGAAAUCGUAAAUGUGCCAAAGGACAUUACUGAGCAACCCAAUGUAGCUCUCACCCCUAGCCAUACUGUGACAGAAAUUUCCAUUAAUAUAGGUGACAGCAAUGAAGUGUAUGCUUUAACUACGUCUCCCUUGCUGCAUUCAACUACUGAACCCACAGAUGACUUGAUGGUAAUCUCAGAAUCAUCUACUAAGAAUCCCACCCAGCCACAGCUACCAGUAAUUCCUGGUGAAAAUGAGGACAUCAGUUUGGCAGUGCUGGGAAUACAGACAUAUGGACCAACAAUACAAGACAUUACCGGCCUCGAUCAUCCUGACCUGGUGUACCACCACACCGGGGUUAGCCAUAUAGAGGAAGAGAGCAGUGUGAAAACAGCAGUUAAUGUACAUGCUACAGACAUGGCGAGUGUGGCCAAGUCUACAAAUGGAAACAUUACUCUACCAGCACGGGCGCUGGUGGUUUUCUUCAGCCUUAGAGUGACAAACAUGAUGUUCUCUGAAGAUCUGUUUAAUAAAAGCUCCCCUGAGUACAAAGCUCUUGAGCAACGAUUCCUGGAACUGCUGGUUCCUUACCUGCAGUCCAACCUCACCAACUUCCAAAAUCUUGAGAUCCUAAACUUCAGGAAUGGCAGCAUAGUAGUGAACAGUCGAAUGAAGUUUGCUAAGUGGGUGCCCCGCAACGUUACAAAUGCGGUCUACGUAAUUCUGGAGGAUUUCUGCAAUACUGCUUAUCAAACCAUGAACCUUGCCAUUGACAAAUACUCCCUAGAUGUGGAGUCAGGCGAUCAGGCUGACCCGUGUAAGUUCCAGGCCUGCAAUGAGUACUCUCAGUGCUUAGUAAACCGCUGGUCGGGUGAGGCGGAGUGUGUCUGCAAUGCUGGCUAUUUUAGUGUUGAUGGGCUGCCUUGUCAGAGUAUCUGUGAGCUUCAACCAGACUUCUGUCUGAAUGAUGGAAAAUGUGACAUCGUCCCAGGCCAAGGAGCAAUCUGCAGGUGCCGUGUUGGUGAGAACUGGUGGUACCGCGGCGAGCACUGUGAGGAGUACGUCUCUGAGCCCCUGGUGGUAGGGAUUGCCAUUGCCUCGGUGGCUGGCUUCCUGCUGGUCGCUUCUGCUGUCAUCUUUUUCUUAUCUAGGACCCUGCGUGACCAGUACAGCAAGAAUGGCAUAGAGGAGCCUGUCGGGUUCGGAGACAGCCUGGCGUCCAUGGAGAAAGCAUUGAAGUACAACCCUAUGUAUGAGAGUGACGCCACCACGGGCUACAGUCACUACUACAGGCGCUACCCGCAUGUUCCUUCAUACAGCUCAGCCAGUGCUGGGGCCUCUGCAGACUUCAGCAGCGAGGAGGUCCGGCACAUCUAUGAGCAUAGCCAGCUCACCAAGGAGGAAAUUCAGGACAGAAUACGAAUAAUAGAACUGUACACCAAGGACCGGCAGUUUGCUGAGUUUGUACGGCAGCAUCAAAUUCAGGCCUUGGAUGUCAGAAGCCCUUCCAGUUAGUAGCAUGGCAACCAGCAGAACAAAACAAGGAAAAUGCCUUGGUAAAUGGAGGAAAGAAUGGGCAAUGCUGUGUGCCCAGAAAAAUGUAAUGUUUCCGCUGCCAUGGCCACCAGAUCAAGGACGCCAUUAGAGAAUAUCUAGCUCUGAAGUGUUUGUGUGUUUUGUCCAAUUUCGUCAAAAUCCAUUAAGAAAAAAUGGCUAAUGUUGCUGCCCUGGUAAAUAAUACAACAACAAAAAAAUGAUUGCAUUUAAUGUGUGUGUGGUUUUUUUUUUUGGAUGAAGUGAACAUGAUUUGCAUUGCUAUUUUUUAAAUGUGUAUUAUUGCUGUUCUUUAGCAUUGCAGCCAUUAACUUUCCUGUUAACAGUAUUUCAUGAUGGUUUUUACACAUGUUGUGUACUUUCCCCCCAUUGCAAAACUUCUCAAACAUCACUGCUUUAGAGCAUUACAGGUUAGAAACGGUGGGACAUGCAUGUAAAUGAUCCUUCACCGGUGCAGCCUGUUAGUGCCUUCAUCUGGUUCUACAGCAAGUGCUGGCAUACUUAGUGUUGGUCUGUCAGGAUCCUCCACAAGGGACAAUCUGACCACUACAGAAAUAGAUACCAGUGGGUUUGAAUCUUGAAAGAUUUUAGUAAUGAAGCUCACAACACUAUAUGCAUUUGUAUAUUUAAAAUAUAUGUAUCUGGGGGGAGGUUGGGGUCCCCCCAAGUGGCUCAUCCAGUUAAAGCUCUGCCUCUGGGAGCACAGGAUAAGUCAGACAGCUUGGACAGCACCAGUUCGUGUCCAGGCUGUGCAAAGCCAAGGGGGGCAACAUUGGCUCUGAUGCUUCCAGGUUGGUUAUGUGCUGGCUGCUCCGUUAUAAAACUUUAUAAAAGUUUACCAUAGUAAUCAUCACAGUGUAAUAAAGCAUAGGGAGGCACAGUAAAUCAUAAGGUGAACCAUGGUAAAAAUAUAGUAUAACCAUAAUAAAUACAUAGUAUAAGCAUGCAUAUUUUCUUGGUAUUGCGUUAUGUUUACAUAGAGAGAGAGUGUGAGUGUUUUUUUUUUUUUACAGUAUUCUAGAAUCAGCGAUUUGCUGAUUGCAGUGUUAUUUAUUAUGUUAUUUAAUAGUAUUAACAUAAGUAUUUAUUUUAAUUAAGAAAGAUAUUUUAUACAAAGAGAACUUACCUUGCAAGGAAACACAGCUGCAAAGCAAAUGUAGUGGAGUAUAAAUGUGAUUGCUUGUAGUGGACUGCCACAGAGCGCUUAUGUUUUAAUACAUUGCUUUAAUACAAGUACAUUCUGCUAGAUUCGGGGAAACAGCAAAACUAGUAUUGCAUAGUUUACUGUUUGUUUAUGUGAAGUGAAAAACAAGUGAAAAACAAGGUAUUCAAGUAGGAUUUCUGAACAGAAGCUAGGUUGGAUGUGUUGCGGUUGAGUUAUGGCAGGAUUGUAUGUUUCUGUACAUAUAUUGAUAACAUUAGUUCAGCUCUUAAUAGCCAAUAUAUUUUACAUUACAUUUUAUACAAGAAAACGAUUACAAUUAUUAACAAGGCAUAGGAUUUAAUUAAGUCUUUUCCAACUAUGUAACUGAGUCAGGUGAACUGAUAAUGUAUUUGACACCACUUAGGCCAUCAUAUUAUAUGUCUUUUUAAUAAAGGUUUAUUUAGUUAUAGAAGUUUUUACUAUAUACAAAAAUAACAAUAAGCAACUGGACAAAAAACCAAAAAACUUCUUGGACUGUGAAUACAAUGUCUUUCCAAGAAAGUGUAGGAGUUUUGUGUUACUUCUUGUAUUAACUCAUAAAAAUCCUAUUGAUCUGGUCUGGUAACAUUAAACUACACGUUUAUUGUACAUAAAAUGGUCAUUUUGUAUCUAAAGCAAUGCUUCCUUAUUUUUACAAUAUUAAACAUCUUUGAACU
Molecule: messenger RNA, 6717 nt
Organism: Polyodon spathula (Mississippi paddlefish)
Lineage: Eukaryota; Metazoa; Chordata; Actinopteri; Acipenseriformes; Polyodontidae
Product: interphotoreceptor matrix proteoglycan 2-like
Exons: 19
Biological process (GO): visual perception
Molecular function (GO): heparin binding; hyaluronic acid binding
Source: RefSeq, a predicted model, not a curated record